Molecule: messenger RNA, 2202 nt
Organism: Leptosomus discolor (cuckoo roller)
Lineage: Eukaryota; Metazoa; Chordata; Aves; Leptosomiformes; Leptosomidae
Source: RefSeq, a predicted model, not a curated record
AAGUUUAUGUUGCAUGACUGUUGUUAUGUUCUCGUAUCCACUCUUACUACUCUCCUCAAGGCCAUGGCAAUGGGAAUGAUGACAGAAUACUACCACUUCAUCUUCACCACCCUGGAUCUUUAUGCAUUAGACCUAGAACCAUACCGCUACUCUGGAGUGAACCUGACCGGCUUCCGGAUCCUCAACGUGGAGAACCCACACGUGUCCUCCAUCAUCGAGAAGUGGUCCAUGGAGCGGCUGCAGUCAGCGCCCAAGGCAGAGCUGGGACUGCUCGAUGGCGUGAUGAUGACAGACGCUGCCCUGUUGUACGACGCGGUGCAUGUGGUCUCCGUCUGCUACCAGCGCGCCCCUCAGAUGACCGUGAACUCCCUGCAGUGCCAUCGGCACAAAGCCUGGAGGUUCGGUGGCCGCUUCAUGAAUUUUAUAAAAGAGGCCCAAUGGGAAGGACUAACGGGACGAAUCGUCUUUAAUAAAACUAGUGGUUUACGGACAGAUUUUGAUUUGGAUAUCAUCAGCCUCAAAGAAGAUGGUCUCGAAAAGGUUGGAGCGUGGAGCCCUUCUGACGGUUUGAACAUCACAGAAAUUUCCAAAGGACGAGGGCCUAAUGUCACAGACUCACUGAGCAACAGAUCUCUAAUUGUCACCACUGUCCUGGAAGAGCCCUUUGUCAUGUUCCGUAAGUCUGACACAGCCCUGUUCGGGAAUGACCGCUUUGAGGGUUACUGCAUCGACCUCCUGAAGGAGCUGGCCAUCAUCCUGGGCUUCACCUACGAAAUCCGGCUGGUGGAGGACGGGAAAUACGGGGCACAGGAUGAGAAGGGGCAGUGGAACGGCAUGAUCAAGGAGCUCAUCGACCACAAAGCUGAUCUGGCUGUUGCUCCUCUCACCAUCACCCACGUCCGGGAGAAAGCGAUAGACUUCUCCAAGCCCUUCAUGACCCUGGGGGUCAGCAUCCUGUACCGGAAGCCCAACGGGACCAACCCCAGCGUGUUCUCCUUCCUCAACCCCCUGUCUCCUGACAUUUGGAUGUACAUCCUCCUCGCCUACCUGGGGGUCAGCUGCGUGCUGUUCGUCAUCGCCAGGUUCAGCCCAUACGAGUGGUACGAUGCUCAUCCCUGCAACCCAGGAUCAGACAUCGUGGAGAAUAACUUCACCCUAUUGAACAGCUUCUGGUUUGGGAUGGGAGCACUGAUGCAGCAAGGUUCUGAGCUGAUGCCCAAAGCACUGUCUACACGGAUCAUUGGUGGCAUAUGGUGGUUCUUCACCCUAAUUAUCAUCUCGUCCUACACGGCCAACCUUGCCGCCUUCCUGACCGUAGAGAGGAUGGAAUCCCCCAUCGACUCGGCAGAUGACUUGGCAAAGCAGACAAAAAUAGAGUACGGGGCAGUGAAGGAUGGAGCUACUAUGACCUUCUUCAAGAAAUCCAAAAUUUCCACGUUUGAAAAAAUGUGGGCUUUCAUGAGCAGCAAACCCACAGCACUUGUUAAAAACAACGAGGAAGGAAUCCAGCGAACCCUCACAGCCGAUUACGCCCUGCUGAUGGAGUCUACCACCAUCGAAUACAUCACCCAGAGGAACUGCAACCUGACUCAAAUUGGGGGGCUCAUCGAUUCCAAAGGCUACGGGAUUGGGACUCCCAUGGGAUCACCGUACAGGGACAAGAUCACCAUUGCCAUCCUCCAGCUCCAGGAGGAGGACAAGCUCCACGUAAUGAAGGAGAAGUGGUGGCGGGGCAAUGGCUGCCCUGAGGAUGAGAACAAGGAGGCCAGCGCUCUGGGCAUCCAAAACAUCGGUGGGAUUUUCAUCGUUUUGGCAGCAGGCUUGGUGCUGUCCGUCUUCGUGGCCAUGGUGGAGUUCAUCUACAAGCUGCGCAAAACGGCGGAGCGUGAGCAGCGCUCCUUCUGCAGCGCCAUGGCCGAUGAGAUCCGGCUGUCCCUCACCUGCCAGCGACGGGUCAAACACAAGCCCCAGCCACCCGUCAUGGUGAAGACGGACGCCGUGAUCAACAUGCACACAUUCAACGACCGACGGCUGCCAGGGAAGGACAACAUGACCUGCAACACUGGAUUGACACCUGUGUUUCCCUAGGGAAUGCAAACGGGGGGCGGGAGGGAAGGAAUUGCAGCAGACAAGGCUGGAUGCACUCUUAACUAGGGAAGAAAGGAUUAAAAAACAGGAAAAAAAAAACAGGAAAAAAAAAGC